Molecule: messenger RNA, 1305 nt
Organism: Aspergillus oryzae RIB40
Lineage: Eukaryota; Fungi; Ascomycota; Eurotiomycetes; Eurotiales; Aspergillaceae
Exons: 4
Coding region: 1-1305 (434 amino acids)
Biological process (GO): protein phosphorylation; regulation of mRNA processing; spliceosomal complex assembly
Molecular function (GO): protein kinase activity; ATP binding
Source: RefSeq, a predicted model, not a curated record
AUGGUCAUGCAAUGUCCGGUGUAUCCAGUGAGACAGUCCAUCUUUGCGCCACCGCCUUCUCCGGCUAGGAAAUCUUCUCAGCCAGGCAUUCUUCUCGAUCCAAACGACAAACUAGAGGAGGAACAGCUACCAGGGUACUCGCCGGAGGAUUUCUACCCUGUGAAGAUCGGUGACGUAUUUCAAUCAAGAUACCAGGUAGCUGGAAAACUUGCCUUUGGAGGCCAUUCCACAGUGUGGUUGUGCAGAGAUCUAGAGCAACAUGCCUAUGUUACAUUGAAAGUCUACGAGCGUGACCCUAGCCAUGCAAGAAGAGAAAAGGACGUGUACAAACAUCUUAGAAACGUCGAGUCAAGCCAUACAGGGUCUAUGCUCGUGCGCCGCGCUAUGGAUGACUUUCAAAUCAGUUCGGCGGGAUACGCCCACUCCUAUCAGUGCUUCGUGCAUCCUCCUUUAGCUAUGAGUCUAUGCGAGCUACGCACUCGGACAAUAGACGGAGUGCUGCCGGAAGAUCUGCUCAAGUCAACUUUGAUCCACUUACUGCUUGCUCUCGACUUUCUUCACACAGAAGCCAAGAUUGUUCAUACUAGUAUGAUAUUCCUAAUACUGAUUGUGAAACCGCGCACACUCCUGGAGUUCCCUAUUGACCCAAUAUCAGAUAUACAGGAAGAUAACGUCCUGCUCAGUGUGGAGGAUGAGUCAAUUCUCGUUGAUUUUGAGGAAGCAGAGAGUUCCAGCCCCGGCCCUCGCAAAGUUGUUGGCGAUCGGGUGAUCUAUUCCUCCCGAGACCUAGGGAUGCCAAAGGUGCAUGGCCGUCCUAUCUUGUCGGACUUCAGUGAGGCUCGCUUUAGCUCGAGUCUAGGGAAGCAGUGGGAAGAUGUCCAACCUUUCGUCUACCGGGCUCCAGAGGUUAUAUUGCGGAUGCCAUGGAAUGAAAAGAUUGAUAUUUGGAAUAUAGGUGCCCUUGCCUGGGAUCUUUUUGAGAAGAAACGUCUAUUCUACGUCCGCGAUUCAUACAGGAACGUCUCAGACAGCCACCACCUCGCUGGGAUGAUAGCAAUCAUGGGCGCGCCACCAAAGGAAAUGCUUCGAAAUAGCGAUUAUGCGAUGAAAUUCUUCGAUAGCGACGGCAAUUGGAUAGGUACCGCCGAAAUUCCCUCUAUAUCUAUGGAGAAGCUGGAAGACAAUUUGCGAGAUACAGAACAAAGUUUAUUUCUAUGCUUCAUGCGGAAGAUGCUUCAGUGGCAGCCAGAAGGUCGAGCAUCUGCGAAAGAGUUACUGGCGGAUCCUUGGCUGAAGUCAACUUAG